AUGACCAGACUCUGGGGGUCCUGCCUGCUCCUGCUAACCAUCCCGGUGGUCCUGGUGGAUAGCACAUUCCUAUACAAGAACACAGGCAAGGUGUUGAGGGAAUUAAGGGCCAUCAGCACCUCAAGUGGCAAUGUGAAGCAGUGUCUGUGGUUCGCCAUGCAGGAAUACAACAAGGAGAGCAAGGACAAAUGCCUCUUCCAGGUGGUCAAGGUGCUGCAGGUCCAGCUGCAGGCCACAGAUCGUCUGGAAUACUUUAUUGAUGCUGUAAUUGCCCGCACCAACUGCAGAAAGCUUCCAAACGGUAAUGAAAACUGCAUGGUUAAUGAAAACGUCAAACUGGAAAAGAGACGAAUGUGCACCUUUCUGGUGGGCGCACUCCCGUGGCACGGUGAUUUCACCGUGAUGAAGAAGAAGUGUGUGGAUGCCUAG
Molecule: messenger RNA, 429 nt
Organism: Balaenoptera acutorostrata (minke whale)
Lineage: Eukaryota; Metazoa; Chordata; Mammalia; Artiodactyla; Balaenopteridae
Gene: CST8
Product: cystatin 8
Exons: 3
Coding region: 1-429 (142 amino acids)
Cellular component (GO): cytoplasm; cell surface; extracellular region
Molecular function (GO): cysteine-type endopeptidase inhibitor activity
Source: RefSeq, a predicted model, not a curated record